Sebastes umbrosus (honeycomb rockfish) is the source of this 5750-nucleotide messenger RNA. RefSeq names its product contactin-associated protein-like 4. The transcript is spliced from 24 exons. Lineage: Eukaryota; Metazoa; Chordata; Actinopteri; Perciformes; Sebastidae. Bases 154 to 4080 code for a protein of 1308 amino acids. The record is from RefSeq and is a predicted model, not a curated record.
CUCUCUCUCUGUCUCUCCCUCCUCUCUCCCUCCAGUCGGGUUUGAGGAGCUCUCUUGGAGAUCUCUGUUGGAGGUGGAGAGGAGAGGUUGUGCCGUAUCUCUCCUACAGCAGCCGCCGGGCUUCUCUGCAGCCUCCUUCAUCUCUUCUCCAUCAUGGAUGUUGGGAGUAAAAGAGUCGCUGGGAUUAUCGCUCAGGUCGUCCUGCUUCUCUCCAGCUCGUACGGGACAACCGGACAAGGAGAAGAGGUGUGUGACAGCGCGCUGGUGUCCAGUCUGCCGCCAUCGUCCUUCAGAAGCUCGUCCCAGCUGUCCAGCAGUCACGCGCCGGGCUUCGCCAAACUCAACAGGAGAGACGGAGCUGGAGGUUGGUCUCCUCUCACCUCAGACAGGUAUCAGUGGUUGGAGCUCGACCUGGGCGAGCGGACCAAGAUCACCGCCGUCGCUACUCAGGGACGCUACGGCAGCUCUGAUUGGCUGACGUCGUACCUGCUGAUGUUCAGCGACACGGGACACAACUGGAAACAGUACAGACAGGAGGACAGUAUAGGGUCUUUUCCAGGUAACAGUAAUGCAGACAGCGUGGUUCAGUACAAACUGCAGCAGCCGGCGAUCGCUCGCUUCCUCCGCCUCAUUCCUCUGGACUGGAACCCCAGCGGGAGGAUCGGACUCCGGCUGGAGACAUACGGAUGUCCUUACACCUCUGAUGUUGUGAGUUUGGACGGCAGCAGCAGCAGUCUGGUGUACAGGUUGAGUCCCGGGCCGAGGCGGGCGUCAAGAGAUGUCGUCUCUCUGAAGUUUAAAACCCUGAGGAAUUCUGGGACACUGCUGCACGCAGAGGGAGAGGGAGGACUCGGCCUCAGUCUGGAGUUAGAGAGAGGAAAGCUACUGCUGCUGCUCAGACAAGGUACUUCUUCCUCUGAACCCCGGCGUCUCACUUCCCUCGGCAGCCUGUUAGAUGAUCAGCAUUGGCACCGUUUAGCAGUGGAGCGGCGCGGCUCUCACCUCAACCUCACUGUGGACAAACACACAGAGAGGCUUCAGAUCCCUGCAGAGUUCAGCCACUGGGACAUCGAGCAGCUGAGUGUGGGGGCGGUCCAGGGCCUCAUCUCCAAGAGGAACUUUCAUGGCUGCCUGGAAAACCUGCUGUACAACGGCCUCAACCUGAUAGAAUUAGCAAAACACAACGACCGCCAAGUUACCGUAAUGGGCAAUGUGACCUUUUCUUGUGCUGAGUCGGUUUUCGUCGCCGUGACGUUCCCAGGCCCCCAGAGCUUCCUCCAGUUGCCGGGGGCGACAGCGUCCUCGUCGGGGGGCGCGUCCGUCGGGUUCCAGUUCAGGACGUGGAACAAGGCGGGGCUUCUGCUCACCUUUGACCUGCCUCAGGGAGGGGGCGUGGUCUGGCUGUACCUGAGUGAGGCCAGACUCCGGCUACAGAUCCAUAAAGCUGGCAGGGCGCUGCUGGAGCUCAGUGCAGGUUCUGCUCUGAAUGACGGCCAGUGGCAUUCAGUGGAGCUGAACUCCAGACGAGGUCGUCUGAGCAUCGCUGUGGAUAAAGAAGAAGGAGGCAGCGCUCAAGCCAGUCCCUCAUUUCCUGUCACCGUAGAAAGUCACCUCUUCUUUGGUGGUUGUCCUGCUGAAGACGACAGACAGGGGUGCAGAAACCCCUUUAAUGUGUUCCAGGGCUGCAUGCGUCUCUUAACUCUGGACAACCAAAUUGUGGACCUGAUCAUGGUGCAGCAAAAGCAGCUGGGAAUCUACAGCAACCUGCAGAUCGAUAUGUGUGGAAUCAUCGACAGGUGUUCUCCCAGUCGUUGUGAGCACGGCGGCCGCUGCAGUCAGUCCUGGACCGUCUUCCACUGUAACUGCUCUGAGAGCGGCUACAGCGGGGCAACCUGCCACAGCUCUGUGUACGAACAGUCCUGCGAGGCGUACAAACACAACGGCAACACGUCGGGACAUUUUUAUAUCGACGUGGACGGCAGCGGACCAAUCAAACCGCAACUGGUCUACUGCAACAUGACAGAGGAGAACACAUGGAUGGUGAUCCAGCACAACAACACAGAGCUCACCAAAAUCCGACCGUCUCCAGGAGUUAACCAGCAUUCAAUUCACUUUGACUACUCGAUUAAAGAGGAGCAGCUAUUGGCCAUUAUCAGCCAAUCAGAGUACUGUGAACAGGAACUGUCUUACCACUGCAGGAAGUCCCGCAUCCUCAACACUCCAGAGGGCUCUCCGUUCAGCUGGUGGCUCGGUGGUCCCGGACCCGGUCGUGUCCAGACUUAUUGGGGCGGAGCUCAUCCAGGCAGCCAGCAGUGUGUCUGCGGCCUGCAGGGCGACUGUGUGGACCCACAACACUACUGCAACUGUGACGCAGACCGCAUGGAGUGGGCUGAGGACUCGGGCCUGCUCACCCAUGAGGAGAGCCUCCCUGUCAGGUCGCUGGUGCUGGGUGACAUCCAGAGGCCGGGGUCAGAGGCCGCCUACAGGGUGGGGCCGCUCCGUUGUCAUGGAGACAAGAACUUCUGGAACGCUGCGUUUUUCGACAAGGAGACGUCGUACCUCCACUUCCCCACCUUCCACGGAGAGCUGAGCGCAGACAUCUCCUUCCUGUUUAAAACCACGGCCUCGUCUGGUGUGUUCCUGGAAAACCUGGGCAUCAAAGACUUCAUCCGGAUCGAACUGAGCUCCUCCACUCAGGUAGUUUUCUCCUUCGAUGUCGGCAACGGGCCGCUGGAGGUUCACGUGGAGUCGAGCGUGCCGCUGAACGACAACCGGUGGCAUCGAGUCCGGGCUGAGCGAAACGUCAAGGAGGCGUUGCUUCGAUUGGAUGAACUUCCCGCCGCCACGCAGGAGGCUCCUGCUGACGGACACCUCCACUUGCAGCUCAACAGCCAGCUGUUCAUAGGAGGCACGGCGUCCAGGCAGAAGGGCUUCCGGGGCUGUAUUCGCUCCCUGCAGCUGAACGGCGUCACCCUGGACCUGGAGGAGAGGGCGAAGAUCACACCCGGGGUUCGACCCGGCUGCCCGGGUCACUGCAGCAGCUACGGCUCGCUCUGCCAGAACCAGGGCCGCUGUGUGGAGAGAGCCAACGGCUUCCACUGCGACUGCAGCCUGUCAGCAUACACUGGAGUCUUCUGCCAUACAGAGGUGUCAGCCAGCUUCAAGUCAGGGACGUCCGUCAGCUACACCUUCAAGGAGCCGUACGAGUUGAGCAGGAACGCCAGCGCCCUGCCGUCCUCCAUCUACUCGGACAUGACGCUGAGAGGAGAGAACGUCUCCCUGAGCUUCAGGACCAGCCAGAGUCCGGCUCUGCUGCUCUAUGUCAGCUCCUACUACAGAGAGUACCUGGCCCUGCUCAUCAACAAGCAUGAUAAGCUGGAGGUGAGAUACAAGCUGGACAGCGGCAGAGAUGCUGAAGUGUUGAGGAGCAGAGUGAAAAGCCUGGCCGACGGACAGCUACACACCGUUACCAUCAGGAGACGGGCAGACUCUGCGUCUGUGCAGAUCGACCAAAACCCCAGAGAAGACUUCAACCUGACAUCUGACGGAGAAUUCAACGCCAUCAAGUCGCUGGUGUUGGGCAGAGUGCACGGAUCCGAUGAUUUGGAUCCAGACCUGUCCAGGUUGGCAUCUCUCGGUUUUACCGGUUGUCUCUCGGUGGUCCACUUUAACUCCAUCAGCCCUCUGAAAGCUGCCCUGCUCCACCCGGACACCAGCCCCGUCAUUAUCACCGGACCUUUAGUCCAGUCAAACUGCGGCUCCUCGGCUUCAGCCGAUCCCUACGCAGCAGAGAACACACACCACCUGUCAGACCAGUCUGGUUCAGUGGGUUCAGGUCAACCUUUAGUCAAUGCCAUCAGGACUGACUCGGCUCUGAUUGGAGGUGUCAUAGCAGUGGUGAUCUUUGUGAUAGUGAGCGGCCUAGCGAUAACUGCCAGAUUCCUCUACCGGAGGAAAGAGACGUAUCGAAACCAGGAAGUGAAGGGGGUCAAACAGGAGGACAGCCAAGAUUUCCCUUUCAACAACCAGACUGACUCCCAGAACGUCUCCACUGAAAACCCUAAGGAGUAUUUCAUUUAACUGGAGGUCUGAUAAACAGACAGGGGAGUCCUUACACGCUCCAGGACUUUACGCUGCACUCAGAGCCAGUCGGAGACUUUGCAGGCAGAUGUGGCUCAAAAGCAUGUCGGCAGGCAAAAAAGAACAAUUGACACAGUUUUGUCUUUCUGUUGCUUUACUGUAAAUUGUGAAUAUACUGAUACAAACAGGCAACAGUGUUGGACUUAUGAGGUGUUGAUAUUCUUGUUUCAAUUGUAAGUAUUCAAAAAAUGUAAAUGUUGAAUUAAUGUCUUUGUAACAAUUUCUUGGCUAAUGUCACUUUGUCAUAUUGAAAUGUUGGAAAUAAUGGAGGUAUCCGUAUUUUUAUGGUGUAUGGGUAUGGAAAAUGUGAAGCUAGGCCCUCUUGUGGUUGGGUUUUCCUUAAAGAGAGAUUGGCAGGAUGUUGUUUUAUAUCCCCUGGAAGUUCAGUCAUCAUGACGUUUGGUUGCGAUCAUAUGAUCUCACCCACUUUUUACAAGGUCACCCACUAACCCUCAAGGGAUAUUUUACGAUGUCAACCUUCCAGCAAUGUUUUUCUUUCAACCAUCCCUCCCACUUACUUGCAACUUUUAAUCCCUCUCUUUGAAGGUUUAAGCUUUGUAAGAUCUUUGGUGGAAAAAUAACUUCAGUAAAUAUUAAAGUAAAUGUACUUCAGUGAGGAAGAUUUUUUCUCACCGUGUUACAAAAGUGAUUCCAAAUGUACAAGCUUAGUCAUGGAUCUACUGGGCUUUAAAGUUAUAAUCCUUAAACUGGAUAUAAUCAGUAUUUUUUAGAAUAAUGUAUCAAAUGACAAUGUGAAACGGUGUGACAAUGUGAAAGGAGUCCCUCAUAGUGAUGAACCUACAGAGAAUUAUCACCCGAAUCUGCAGCUCCACUCAUCUUUACAGAGUUUUAUAGUGAGUUUCAGCUCAUUGUUCAGCUGUCUGGGCUGCAACUUUACAGUUUUGGCUCACUCUCGUAGCAGCAGGCAGCUGUUUUUAGCAAAAAAGUUCUAAUAACUCACAGUACACUACCUGCUCAGCACCAAACAGCAAACAGAAACAGUAAGCUGGUGAGCCUAGUUGAGCAUUUAGCAGCUAAAGAGACAGAUAUUUCCCUCAGGAGUUGGUAGAGACCAAAAACAGAGCAAAAAGAGAGUGAGUAUUGGACUUGACAUGCAGGUGGACACAAACACGUCUCCAAAUGAAUGAUAAUGUUGCUUCGUAACUGCUGGAUGUGUAAAUAAGCAACUGUUUGCUAACAAGUUGGCAGUUACAACUUAAAAAGGUGAUGAUAUCAGUUAUUGCAUGUUGACGAUUUCAGUUCUGUUCAUUUGGCAACACCCAUGGUUUGGGGCUAUUUCCCCGUCGAGCAGGUCAGAAAUACAACAGAGCAAAUGGGGUAUCUGUUUACAGUGCAGCCAAACAAACUCACGUUGUAGGAUAGCAUAGACAAUUUUAAUCUAGGGCGGGAACGGCAGACUCUGCCACUUACAAUGACACUACUAUAUGUAAAUGUAAAUACAUCGAAAGGCUAUUGCUGAACAGCCGUCUCCUAAAAAUUACGUUCCUAUACAACAAAACUGCAUUUUGAACUACGUUUUGAGGGAAGCGUAUUUUGCCACGGAUUACGUUUGUUUUUGACAGUCCACAUAGAGUUGAGGUAAAAAAAAA